This is a messenger RNA of Branchiostoma floridae (Florida lancelet), 2670 nucleotides long. RefSeq names its product acid-sensing ion channel 1C-like. Gene Ontology annotation, molecular function: ligand-gated sodium channel activity. Gene Ontology annotation, cellular component: membrane. The record is from RefSeq and is a predicted model, not a curated record. Bases 176 to 1576 code for a protein of 466 amino acids. Gene Ontology annotation, biological process: sodium ion transmembrane transport. NCBI's taxonomy places the organism in Eukaryota, Metazoa, Chordata, Leptocardii, Amphioxiformes, Branchiostomatidae. The transcript has 13 exons.
CAAUGUAGGACGAUCCCGACAUCCUAGACCCGGUGACGUCAUUGCUUUUUACGUCCUGUAGAACAGUUUUUACCUGACGUCUUUCACGUUCGUCUUCACCUGUUCUGCCACAACGAGAGUUCCUUCAGACGCACAGUACGAUUCACCGCUUCUGUACUAGCAGUAACCGUCCGCCAUGUCGCCGGAGGAGGAGAAAGAGUCCCCGGAGAAAGAGUUCGCCGGUAACACGACUCUACAUGGACUUAACAGGAUUGUGAUCGCCCCGAGCGGUUACUUCCGGGUCCUGUGGGUUCUCGCCAUUCUUUCUUCAUACAGCGGCUUCGCCUACAUGUUCAGCACUAUGAUUAUCGACUACUUCAGCUACGACACCAUCACUGAUACGAAGUUGGAGUUUGACGAUGAGGUGAUUUUUCCGGCGGUCACAAUCUGCAACAUGAACAAAUUUGACGAAAGUAAGCUGAAGAUCAUUGACUUCGUCUACCUGUCGAUGUUCCUGUACGCUGUUCAGCUUGACGUUGACACGAUCAUAGCCGGUGGUGCGAUACCUGAUGAGACCGUCAAUUCCACCACGGAGGGCAUGAAUGUUGAGGAUCUCCUGUUGCAAAAAGGCUUUGACAUCCACUGGAAUCGCAUGCCUCUAUGCAUUUGGAAGGGGGUCCACUGUACCGAACGGAACUUCACACAUUCAUUCGGCCACUACGGAAACUGCUAUACCUUUAACGCUGAUGCCGACAACCCGCUAAAACAAUCCAUGCAGGGUUCCAGCCAAGGAUUCAUGGCGUUCAUCGACCUUAAAGUGGAUGAGUACACUGAAACGUAUACCGCUGGUGGGAAUGCGGAGGUAGGACUGAAGCUCCUGGUGCACGAUCCGAGGGAACCUCCCAUGAUGGACACCCAGGGCAUCGCCCUCGCGCCGGGAAACCACGCUUUCGUUUCCGUCAAGCGGAUACUGUACGAGAACCACGUGCCUCCGUGGGGGGUCUGCGAGGACCGACAGCUGGAGUAUUACGACACCUACACGCUGAACGGCUGCUAUCUGGAGUGCAGGAGUAAACACGUGGUCAGCAACUGCAGCUGUCGGCCUUACAACUUACCAGGAACGGCACCAACAUGUGACCCGACUACCAUGUUCACAUGUGUCAACGAUGUAUUAGAUCAGGUGAUCAGAGGAGAGCUGAAGUGUGACUGCCCCGUACCCUGCCGUAUGACGUCAUACAGCACGUCUGUGUCCUACGCAGGGUGGCCGAACAGACACACCCGUACCUACCUUGCACCAUACUGGGGCAUGGACUCAAACUACAUAACAGCAAAUGGCGUCGUGUUCAGCGUCUUCUAUGAGAAACUGAACUACCAGAAAAUCACAGAACUGAAAGCAAUGGACGGAGGACAACUUGCAAGUAACAUAGGAGGAAUGAUGGGCCUGUUUAUAGGAGCCAGCCUGCUGACCCUCCUGGAGGUGUGGGAGUACCUGUGGCAGCGUCUGAAGGGGUUCCUCGGGAAACAUCGUCGCCCAACGGUCAUUGAUGUUAAAACUCAACCACACGACAUAGAAAGGGGAAUAGUGUUUCACAAGUAAAUUCCAAACCAAAUCAAGGAGUAUAUAUACUUGUAGACUAUAUAUAUGCAAACUUGCCGUAUCUAUUGAAUUGUAACUGGUAUCUUAAAGUAUAUAUACCGAUGUAUGAAUAAGUAAAGCUUUGUAAAUAUUUUUACUUACUUUUACGUUUGGCUGUUCUUUGACUAAUGAUUUAUUUGUAAAGCUUUAUGGUCCUUGCAUUUUGUUGCGUUCUUAUAACAGAGAGGUCGAAGGUCACCAAGAUGGCUGUAUAAUAGUAUGAAUGUUAACUGUUUCAAUCAGUAAGACUAUUAUUCGGUGCGCCAAAUGAUGUUGAUCAGCACAUAUCAAAUGUCAUCCUCCAUAUGACAGUAAGUAUAAGAUAACGUGGCCAAUUUUAGUCCUCUUCUUUGUUUACCUAGAGACAUUUUCCCCCCGUCACAAAUUUUAAGUCAGGCAAACAAUUCAGUUCAAAGUUGAAGUCCAACACACGAAAACGUUCAAUUUGUUUUAUUUACUUUCACUACAACGUUACAUAGCAGCCUGCUGUUGGUACACAAGAAAUUUUUGUAAGAUUUUCAGUUGAAACACUUCAAGCAAGUCAGGCAUUCCGCAUACGUACAUGUGUAUAGUACAUCUAUUCAGUAUUAUUAUUAGAAUGACCUUCAAAGUAAAUACAGGUUACUUCUACAACAAUUUUGGUUAUCUCACUGGUCCGCGCCUGUUUGCGAAAUACAUUUGCUAACCGGCGCAAGUUGGUCGCAAUUGGGUUGAACUUGACGCAAGCUAGUCACCAGCAGGCGUGACUACUGGAAAUACCUUUUUGGUGAAUCUUGAUUAUUGUACAUGAUUUCAAAUUUCAGAGGCUACUCUGCAAUUUCCAGUUAAAUUUUGUAUUAAAUUGACGCUGAACCUGAGGAUGUGAUGUUCCGCGAUCCGAGCGUGGCCAUUUUGUUUGUCGAGGUCACGUAUUUUACCCGUGUGUCGCACGGCGUUAAGUCGCAAAGUUGCCGCAAUAAUUUGUCACCAACAACAGCGGACCAGUGAAAUCCCUUUUUACUCCUCUGGUAUCUUCUCCACAAAUAGCACUUUGGCAUCUAUGGUGUUAGAUUGAA